UAUGUCUUAUGAUAAACAGAUGUUUUUAAAGACAUUUGUCUUUGUUACUUUACCGUCAGAAAAUUUCUUAUAGAAGUGGAUUAUCAGUAAAGGGUGUACAGCAAGUAUUUCUUUGGUCGACGGAACCGAAAAUACAUUCUUAUGACAAGGACAGAGGAUUCAAAUUGUGCAUGUUAGGACGUUGGAGUAAUGGCAAGAAAUAACACGUAAGGAACAAUAGAUUCGGCCCCCAAAGUGACCAGACCAUAAUUUACAAAAGUGUGCUUACAUUUAUUAUUUGUAGAUUAAAGUUGUUUUUAUGUGAAAAUGUCGACUACAGUGGACCGAGGCACAGCAAUGGAUCAUAGUCAUCUUUUAGAGAAGGAAACGGAAGCGAGGUUAAAAUUUGAGAAAGCUUGUCAACAGAUCGCACUAUUGGAUCAGAAAAUCAAGGACUUGGAGGUCAGGUAUAAACGAGCAGUAAAAAAUAAGAAAAACUCAUUCCGAUACAACCUGAGAUUGAGACUGUCUGUAGUUACAGGAGUGAAAAUGAUGUAUCAUCACCAUGCCAGCACAAAGGCAGAAGAAUUAACAAGAAUUAGAAGACAGAUUAAUAACUCUAUACAGAACUCUGAAGCAGGUCGAGACCGAGAAUCUAGAGAAAAUCUGGACUUUGUUCCUGUACGCUUGAGAAUGUCUCGAGACAGAGAGUCACGAUCAAGCCACAGUAGCCAUAGUAGUCACAGUCAUGCCAGCACAUCAGUAGAAGAAGAGGCAUUUGCUCACCACAGUGGUGGAUGUUAGUGAAUAUUAGUGCUUCAUUUUUUUUUUAAAACAAAUAAUACUCUUUGAUGGAAUUUAUUAUCUUUGAAAUUUUUGUUUGUUACAGCCAAACAAAUCUAUAAAAUAGUAUUUUAAAAGUUAGCAACAUUAUAGUAUAUAACAUGUAUGAAAUUUACAUGUAUGUGUUUGGUAUUUUGAGCUGAUAGUCAAUGUU
Molecule: messenger RNA, 976 nt
Organism: Saccostrea echinata
Lineage: Eukaryota; Metazoa; Mollusca; Bivalvia; Ostreida; Ostreidae
Exons: 1
Coding region: 307-783 (158 amino acids)
Source: RefSeq, a predicted model, not a curated record